Messenger RNA from Saccharomycodes ludwigii, 759 nucleotides. RefSeq names its product 2-oxo-4-hydroxy-4-carboxy-5-ureidoimidazoline decarboxylase. NCBI's taxonomy places the organism in Eukaryota, Fungi, Ascomycota, Saccharomycetes, Saccharomycodales, Saccharomycodaceae. Bases 1 to 759 code for a protein of 252 amino acids. The record is from RefSeq and is a predicted model, not a curated record. The transcript has a single exon.
AUGGAUAUUUUUUCAACUCAAAAAAAACAAUCCCAACUAGAAAGUAAAAGUCCUAAUAACAAUAAUAAUAAUAAUAAUAUGUCAUUACCUCCAUUUAACGAAUUUAUUUCAUCCCAAACAUCAUUGUCUCAGAAAAUUAAAGUUAUUGAUAUAUUAUUUGAACAUAGCGAUUCAUUAAUAUUCUUUAUUUUAAAGCACAAAGUUUUCAAGAUUGCUAAUGACCAAGAUAUUGGCAAUGUUCUUAGAGAUAGUAAGGAUGGCAAAAGUAACAUAAUAAUGAUUGACACAUACCCGAAAUACAUUGAAUUAGUGAGACAAAGACUAUUAACCAUUGUUGAUCUGGCUGAACAAGAGGGUAUUUCGUCUUUUAAAAUAGACCAUCUAACGGAUAUUAUUGGUUCUCAUCCAAGAUUAGGAGGAUCAUCGUCAAACAAAACUUGCGCCAAUACUUUAAAUGGUGGUACUGAAGACAUAAGCAUACACUCUUUGAACGAACAAAAAAGUUUAAAUUCCAAGGAUGACCCAGAAACAAACAAAAAAUUAAUUGCAUUGAAUGAUGAGUAUGAAUCAAGAUAUGAAGGCUUGAAAUUUGUGUGUUUUGUUAAUGGGAGAACUAGAGCUAAGAUUAUUCAAAUUAUGGAAAGUAGAAUCAAUAGUGGAAAUAGUUGGUUUGAUGAAGUUAGAAUUGGUAUCAAUGAGAUGUGUGAUAUUGCUAUCGAUAGGGCUAAAAAGUAUACUGAUAACAAACAAUAUUUAUGA